Molecule: messenger RNA, 3258 nt
Organism: Harpegnathos saltator (Jerdon's jumping ant)
Lineage: Eukaryota; Metazoa; Arthropoda; Insecta; Hymenoptera; Formicidae
Product: Ribosomal protein S6 kinase II
Exons: 13
Coding region: 188-2434 (748 amino acids)
Biological process (GO): protein phosphorylation; intracellular signal transduction
Molecular function (GO): magnesium ion binding; ATP binding; protein serine/threonine kinase activity
Source: RefSeq, a predicted model, not a curated record
UACAUACGUGGUUAUCAGUAGUUAGCAGUUAACCGCGAAUUCUUGCUGUAAAUUUGUAUCAAAACCAUUAACUGAUAAACUUAUCUUUUACAAAAAAAGACUAAAUGUUUAUAUAUGUUAGUAGCAAUUUGAUAAGUAUACUUGGAAAACGUUUGCAAUUUCGGAAAUAAACAGAACUUUGAAUAUAAUGCCGUUGGCAAAUCUAACGGCUCCCUGGACCGAGCACCGUGUAAAUGAGAAGCAAAGUACAGAUAUUUUGCCGGCGGAAAAUCAAGAAGAAAUAAUGAUUACUCAAGGAAAUUUGAUCGAAAGAUCAAAUGGUUGUUCUGAGUCUCAUGAGAUCGAAGUACGUGAUAUGGUACGAGAUGGUUAUGAAAAAGCAGAACCUUCUCAUUUUGAAUUGUUAAAAGUCCUUGGCCAAGGUUCUUUUGGCAAGGUAUUUUUAGUAAGAAAAGUUGUUGGAAAAGACAGUGGUACGCUGUAUGCUAUGAAAGUUUUGAGGAAAGCAACAUUAAAAAUUCGUGACAGAGUUAGGACUAAAAUGGAGAGAAAUAUAUUAGUGGAUGUGGAACAUCCAUUCAUUGUCAGACUACAUUAUGCGUUUCAAACAGAAGGAAAGUUGUAUUUAAUUCUUGAUUUUUUAAGAGGUGGUGACCUUUUUUCGAGAUUAUCUAAGGAGGUGAUGUUUACGGAGGAUGAUGUUAAGUUUUAUUUAGCUGAACUAGCACUCGCCCUAGAUCACAUACACAGUCUUGGAAUUAUUUAUCGAGACCUCAAACCUGAAAACAUUUUACUAGAUACAGAAGGCCACAUAUCUUUAACAGAUUUUGGCUUGAGUAAACAACCUUUGGAUGAUUCAUACGCAUACUCAUUUUGUGGCACUGUUGAAUAUAUGGCACCAGAAAUCGUCAACAGAAAAGGACAUUCCUUUACAGCAGAUUGGUGGAGCUUUGGUGUUUUAAUGUUUGAAAUGCUGACAGGCGCCCUCCCGUUUCAAGGUGCUAAUCGCAAAGAGACAAUGACGCAAAUUUUGAAAGCCAAGCUUGGGAUGCCACAUAAUAUUUCAACAGAAGCACAGGCGCUUCUGAGGGUAUUAUUUAAAAGAAAUCCAGUGAAUCGCCUGGGCUCUGGUGGUGUACAAGAAAUUAAAAAUCAUAUUUUCUUUGCUACUAUCGAUUGGAACGCUCUUUAUAGAAAGGAGAUACGGCCACCGUUUAAACCAGCUGUCAGCCAGGAGGAUGAUGCCUUCUACUUUGAUAGUGAAUUUACCUGCAAAACACCUAAAGAUUCCCCAGGUAUACCGCCGAGCGCGAACGCUCACGAACUAUUUCGCGGAUUCAGCUUUGUUGCACCGUGUUUGCUCGCGGAGACCGAUCACACCCAGUCUCUGGAGUGCAAAAAUUGCGACAGCAUCAGCGCUACUUUUCCAACCUACGUCAAUCCCGUUUCUAUAACGGACGAGUACGAAUUCAAGCAAGAAAUUGGCAAAGGAAGUUAUAGUGUGGUUUACUUAGCCAUCCAUAUAGCAUCCAAGAUGGAGUACGCCGUAAAGGUGAUUGAGAAAUCGAAACGAGAUCCGACGGAAGAGAUAGAAAUUUUAUUACGAUAUGGUAGGCACCCCCAUAUCGUAACAUUGAGAGCAGUCCACGAAGACGAUAGACGAGUAUAUCUUGUAUUGGAACUUUUGCGCGGCGGUGAACUGCUCGAUCGUUUACUACAAAGACGAAAUUUUACGGAACGAGAAGCUGCUGAAGUGAUCCACACUAUUACCAGUGUUGUGCACUAUCUUCACGAGAACGGGGUGGUUCAUAGAGACUUGAAACCGUCGAACAUUUUGUACGCGAAACCUGGCGGGGAUCCGACGACACUUUGUAUAUGCGAUCUUGGCUUUGCGAAACAAUUAAGAGCGGAAAAUGGUUUACUGAUGACACCAUGCUAUACAGCGAAUUUCGUUGCGCCGGAAGUGUUGAAACGCCAAGGAUACGACGCGGCGUGCGACAUUUGGUCACUCGGAGUCUUGCUGUACAUCAUGUUGGCUGGAUACACGCCUUUUCGCAAUAGUCCGGGGGACAGCGCGAGCGAUAUAUUGGAUCGUAUCGGACCGGGAUACAUAGACGUAGAAAGCGGAAUAUGGUGUCAUAUCUCCAGCGAAGCUAAAGAAUUAGUCAAAAGAAUGCUGCACGUAGACCCUAAUCGGAGGCCUACCGCGGCCGUUAUUUUAAAAUACUCUUGGAUUAUGAAUCGACACCGUAUUCCACAGAAAGUGUUACCGGACCAUACUAUUAAAGAUCCGCAUAAUCUGAAGAUGGCAGUGGCAGCUACAUAUAGAGCAAUGUCGAGUAAUCCAAGAUCGCCGCACAUUGGUCCUGUGAUUAUGUCGGAAUUAGCACGUCGUAGGACACAAGGCAAACCCACCGGUCCCACUGCUGUUUAAAUUUGAAAUAUCUCCUGGAUAUGACGACAGAUUUCUGUUUUAUCCCGAAAUUAACAAAUGCAGAUACCUAGGAUAACAAAGUUGUUUAAAGUACAAGCGGAAGUAGCUUAGGGAAAGAUGUCGAGAUAAUGGGGGAUUUUUGCAAUAUCGCCUCUCAGAUACGUUAGAUGUAAAUCGUGAAUGCUAUUCGUCGCGCACAUGGCGACGUUAUUUCUGAGCAAAUAACGUUCACGAUUUACGUUUACCGUAUCUGAGAAACGGUAAUGCAAAAACUCCCCAUUGUUGAUUACUUUAAUACCGUUGUAGAGAGUGUGUGACGGGACAUUUAUGACAGUGAAUCAAAUGUGAUAUUUAUUUAUAGAGUUUCAUUUUGCGUGUAAUGUACAUACAUACACGUAUAGGAGCGUGCUUGAUGUAUGCACCACGCCCCAUGUAACAUAUAAGUACACACACGGACACAUAUGUGCGCAUAUAUUUAUCACUUGUUGCCAUGUAUUGGGAAUAGAGUGCGAAUAAUUCCGAUAAUAACAAUCGGAAUGUGUACUUUGGGGGAGGGGGGGAGGGAAGAGGGGUUCCUUUAAGUUUUAAAUUAAUUUUUUAUUGUAUUGAAUUUUAUUAUAUUUCUCGUUGCAGAUUCAUAGUGUGAAAGAUAUGUCUGAAGUAAUCACGCCGAAAUGAUCGAGUAAGAUUCAGCGAUUUAAGUAUUUAAACAGAAAAAAAAAGAAUUGAAUAUAUUAUGCGUAGUAUUUUAUCUGUGCAAUGUAGUUUGAAUUAAUUUUUUAACUAAAUGUAUAUCGAAUAAAUGUCUUAUAUUUCCGCCUAAA